CACCUUACUCAACAGAGUCUGGCAUCAGCUUUUUUAUGCGCUUUUGCUUUCCCCUUUGCUUUCUUUUACUCACCGGUCACCACUCAAUUAUUGUGUUUGGCAAAAAAGUCUGCAUCUGGGUCCACCACCAUCAAUGAUUCCUUCAAGUUCAAGCCCUUGGCAAAAGAGACCAGUCUUUACUCUUUACUUUGCUGUUUGCUGCUGUGAUUCUGCAUUCCGCUUACCUUCAUUUUUCCUGUAUUCAAUCUCGCUGAAUUCCUUUUGCAAUGGCGGACGCACUCCUCUCGGCUUCUCUUCAAGUUCUAUUCGAAAGGUUGGCUUCUCGGGAGCUCGCCAAGUUCAUCUGGGCACAAAAGCUCAGCCCUGACCUCCUCAACGAGUUGAAGAGGAAAUUGGUGGUUGUCCACAAAGUGCUCAAUGAUGCGGAGAUGAAGCAAUUUUCAGACCCACUAGUCAAAAUGUGGCUGGUCCAAGUUAAGGAUGCUGUGUAUCAUGCGGAGGACCUGUUGGACGAGAUCGCUACUGAAGCCUUGCGGUGCGAGAUCGAAGCUUCUGACUCCCAAGCUAGCGGAACUCAUCAGGCGUGGAACUGGGAAAAGGUCUCUGCUUGGGUUAAGGCUCCAUUUGCCAAUCAAAGCAUGGAGUCCAGUGUGAAGAAGAUGAUUGCUAAGCUUGAAAAGAUUGCUGAAGAAAAAGAGAAGCUUGGGCUGAAAGAAGGUGAGGGCGAUAAACUGUCACCAAGGCCACCAACCACUUCUUUGGUGGAUGAGUCCUCUGUGGUGGGCAGGGAUGGAAUCAAAGAGGAGAUGGUGAAGUGGUUGCUUUCUGAUAAGGAAAAUGCAACAGGCAACAACAUAGAUGUGAUGUCCAUAGUGGGCAUCGGCGGCAACGGCAAGACCACACUCGCUCAGCUUCUCUAUAACCAUGACACGGUCAAGCAACACUUCCACUUGAAAGCAUGGGUCUGUGUUUCCAGUCAGAUUUUUCUCAUCGAGGAGGUGACAAAAUCAAUUCUCAAGGAAAUCGGUUCUGAAACUAAACCUGAUGACACCCUAAAUUUGCUUCAGCUUAAACUCAAAGAGAGAGUAGGUAACAAGAAAUUUCUUCUUGUUCUGGACGACGUCUGGGAUAUGAAGCCUAAUGAUUGGGAUGACCUACGAAAGCCACUCCUCACUGCAGCAGAGGGAAGCAAGAUCGUUGUGACUAGUCGUAGUGAAACUGCUGCAAAAAUCAUGCGAGCAGUCCGUACUCAUCAUUUGGGGAUAUUAAGCCCUCCAGAGAGUUGGUCCCUAUUUACAAAACUUGCAUUUCCAAACGGAGACUCCAGGGCUUAUCCAGGGCUUGAGCCCAUAGGGAGAAAGAUUGUGGACAAGUGCCAAGGAUUGCCUUUGGCUGUUAAAGCACUCGGAAGCCUCUUGUACUACAAGGCCGAAAAAAGAGAAUGGGAAGAUAUUUUGAAUAGCGAAACGUGGCAUUCCCAAACUGAUCAUGAAAUUCUUCCGUCUCUUAUAUUGAGUUAUCAGCAUCUCUCUCCUCCUGUGAAGCGUUGUUUUGCUUACUGUUCAAUUUUUCCCAAGGACUAUGAAUUCCACAAAGAGAAGCUGAUUCUAUUAUGGAUGGCAGAAGGGUUUUUACACUCAGGACAAAGUAACAGAAGAAUGGAAGAGGUAGGUGAUUCAUAUUUUAAUGAACUUUUAGCGAAGUCAUUUUUUCAAAAAUGUAUUAGAGGAGAAAAAUCAUGCUUUGUAAUGCAUGAUCUGAUACAUGACUUGGCUCAACAUAUCUCCCAAGAAUUUUGCAUUCAAUUGGAAGAUUGUAAGCUGCAAAAAAUAUCUGAUAAGGCUCGCCAUUUUCUCCACUUUAAAAGUGACGAUGACUGGGCAGUUGUGUUUGAAACUUUUGAGCCUGUUGGUGAAGCCAAACAUCUCAGAACAAUCUUAGAGGUGAAGACAUCACGGCAUCUUAGUUAUUCGUUGAGUACAAGAGUUUUACAAAAUAUAUUACCAAAAUUUAAAUCUCUGCGGGUGUUGUCAUUGUGUGAAUACCGCAUAACAGAUGUGCCUGAUUCAAUACACAAUUUAAAACAGUUGCGUUACUUGGAUCUCUCUGUAACAAUGAUUAAAAGAUUACCUGAAUCAAUAUGUUGUUUGUGCAAUUUGCAAACGAUGAUGCUGAGUAAAUGUUACUUUCUUCUUGAAUUGCCUUCGAAAAUGGGGCAGUUGAUUAAUUUGCGCUAUCUUGAUAUUAGCGAGUCUAAUUCAUUGAAAGAAAUGCCACAUGAUAUAGGUCAAUUAAAAAGUUUGCAGAAAUUGCCUAAUUUUAUUGUGGGCAAAGAAAGUGGAUUCAGAUUUGGAGAAUUGUGGAAGCUUUCAGAGAUUCGAGGAAGACUUGAAAUUUCAAAAAUGGAGAAUGUGGUGGGUGUUGAGGAUGCAUUGCAGGCGAAUAUGAAGGAUAAGAAAUACCUUGAUGAGUUAUCCUUGAAUUGGAGUCACGGGAUUAGUCAUGAUGCUAUACAAGAUGAUAUUCUCAACAGGCUAACACCUCAUCCAAAUUUAAAAAAACUGUCCAUUCAACGCUAUCCUGGUCUAACAUUUCCAGAUUGGCUUGGAGAUGGAUCAUUUUCAAAUCUCAUGUCCCUUCAGCUUUCGAAUUGUGGGAAUUGCUCAACAUUGCCGCCACUGGGGCAGCUACCUUGUCUUGAACAUAUAAAGAUCUCAAAAAUGAGUGGAGUAGUGAUGGUGGGUAGUGAGUUUUAUGGGAAUUCUUCUUCCUCGCUUCAUCCCUCCUUCCCAUCCCUGCAAACUCUAUCAUUUGAAGAUAUGUCCAAUUGGGAGAAAUGGUUAUGUUGUGGAGAAUUCCCUCGUCUCCAGGAGCUUUCUAUAAGGCUAUGUCCAAAACUCACUGGGGAAUUACCAAUGCACCUUUCUUCAUUGCAGGAACUUAACCUUAAAGAUUGUCCGCAACUACUUGUGCCUACACUCAACGUUCCUGCUGCCCGUGAAUUGCAGUUGAAAAGGGAAACUUGUGGGUUCACAGCUAGUCAAACUUCAAAAAUUGAAAUUUCAAACGUCUCUCAGUUGAAGCAACUUCCACUGGUACCCCACUAUCUCUACAUUAGAAAAUGUGAUUCUGUGGAGUCUCUACUAGAGGAGGAAAUCCUGCAAACCAACAUGUACAGUUUGGAAAUUUGUGAUUGCUCUUUUUACAGAUCCCCAAACAAAGUUGGCUUACCCACUACAUUGAAAUCGUUAUCAAUCUCUUAUUGUACCAAAGUGGACCUUCUUCUACCUGAGUUGUUCAGAUGCCAUCACCCUGUUCUCGAAAAUCUAUCAAUCAAUGGCGGUACCUGUGAUUCUCUCUCGUUGUCCUUCUCAAUAUUGGACAUCUUCCCCAGGUUGACUGAUUUCGAAAUAAAUGGUCUUAAGGGGCUUGAGGAGCUCUGCAUCUCGAUUUCAGAGGGGGAUCCCACAUCCACAUCUCUUCGUAGAUUGAGAAUUGAAGGGUGCCCUAAUCUUGUAUACAUCCAACUCCCCGCUCUCGAUUCGAUGUGCCCUGAGAUUUGCAAUUGCUCCAAGCUCAGAAUCCUCAGAGUGCUGGCGCACACCCAUUCAUCUCUGCAGAAACUGCGUUUACAGGAUUGUCCAGAAUUGUUGUUGCACAGGGAGGGUUUGCCUUCCAACCUACGGGAACUUGGAAUAGGGCGCUGCAACCAACUCACGUCACAGGUGGACUGGGAUUUGCAAAGACUGACCUCUCUUACUCAUUUCACAAUCGGACGUGGAUGUGAAGGCGUGGAAUUAUUUCCCAAGGAGUGUCUGCUGCCCUCUUCUCUAACUUAUCUUUCAAUCUGGGAUCUUCCAAAUCUCAAGUCUCUUGACAACAAGGGGCUUCAACAACUCACCUCUCUUCGAGAAUUAUGGAUCAAUAACUGCCCUGAGCUCCAAUUCUUGACAGGAUCUGUUCUUCAACGCCUUAUUUCUCUCAAGCAAUUACGAAUCUACUGUUGCGGAAGGCUCCAAUCCUUGACAGAAGCGGGUCUUCACCACCUCACCACUCUUGAAACCUUAAUUAUCGUCAACUGCCCUAAGCUCCAAUACUUGACAAAAGAGAGACUGCCAGACUCCCUCUCUUAUCUGGAAGUCAGAGGGUGUCCUUCACUGGAACAACGGCUCCAAUUCGAGAAAGGGGAAGAAUGGCGUUAUAUAUCUCACAUUCGAAAAAUAGAUAUCGAUGAGGUGCUAUUUUAAUGGGAGUGGCAGUGCACCAACAGAUGGGCAGAUGAAGGGGGGGAGCAGAGAAGAAUGUGGUACAUGAGCUAUUGACAAGCGAAAUCGAGUUCCAGAGGGAACAUAACCCCAUGAUCUUGUAUAUAUGAAAUUGCCCUCUCUCAACUCCAGAAAUAGUGAUCAAUGGUCUGUUAUUUUAAUGAAAGUGGUACUGCAUCAAUAUACAGUCAGGUAAUUUGUUCUAUGCUUAAACUUAUUUUCUUUAAAAAAGUUAUGUUCCAAUUCAAAAAGUAGCUGGCCAAGUACUCAUGUUUCAAAUUUUCUAACAAUCUCUAUAGUUGCAUGUCUCUAUAACUCAUUUUCUAGUCUUCUUAUUGGGAAUUUGGUUAUGCAGCAUGCUCUGUCCUAUCUUUAUUUUUUGUUUUUUUUUUUUAAAGAAUUUUCUAAUGAAGUAAAGAAGAGUAAAGAAAGAUUGAUCCAUGGUAAUUCAUAUUUUAAAGAUGCCAGUUAUCAUAUUUUCAUGACGCCAUCAAUUUACUUUUCGGAAUGGGAAGAGAUGACUCUUAGCUACUUCUAUGUUUAUCCUCUGUAAAAACAUGUGGAUACAUUUUUAGGUAAUUCAUGGUUAUUGAAAUAUGUAUUGAAUCUUACCCACAUCAUAAUAUGUACUUAGUUGGCUACAUAUGUAAUGUACAUGUUGUGACUUUGCUCCCUUCGAUAUCAAAAUAAAUUGAUCACUACUUUUUCUUUUCUGUGUCUCAUUUUAAGUAACAAGGAUCAGCAUAGAAGACUUACUAUGAGAACAACGUUUGAUAUGACCAUGGAAAAAAGUAUGAGGAAAGUUCGUUUUGAGAGCAUAUUUGGCUAUUAGUCAAGCUGGACUAGCCUGUAACUCAAUUCCAUCAACCAACGUCAAUGGUAUCAACUAUGGAUGGCCCUUGCUUGGUUGGGUCAAGUUACAAUCAGACUCAAGUAUGUUCACAUGGCAAUUACUAAUAACAAUUGCAGUGCAGCUGCAAGUGGUUGUGGCAGCAGGAUUUGUGGAUUCAACAGCUAUUGUAUUGUUUGAUGGGGAGAGGGGGUUGUUCAAAUGUGAGUGCCUGUGUAGGCAUUCUUUCUUGGCUCCAGAUUUUAAAGACCAAAUUUUCCAAUGACCAGUUGCCAAGCAGGUGAAGGGGAAGCAGAGAAGAAUACAGUAGAGUUCAUAGAAUUAAACAACACAGACUGGCAAAUCUCCAAUUAUGAACUUUGGAUUGGACGGAUUGUUGACAAGGAGAAGUUUUAAAGAGUCUUGUGAAGAGGAUUGUUUCUGUGCAGUAGCCAUUUAUAUAGACAAUGUGUUGGCAGAAGAGAUUCAUUCUCUCCUGUGGAAGACAGAGCAAAAGGCUUGCAGACAGGCCCAGAUAAGUCUACCUUGAUUCUUGUUGGGUCACUACUCCUUGGCAGCUCAGUGUUCUUCAAUCUCUUUGUGUGGGUUAGCUAUAGCCGGGCUGCUGUCUUCUGAUACUGUAAGAAACUGAUCAGUCUCCAGUUUGUUUCAAGCAUACUGGGGACUAAGGAGUAACAUCUGCAGGCACUUAUUCCCUAGGCAGUUGAUGCUACUUCUCUGAAUAAAUUUCGAAUUUUUCUCUUUUAAUUUUUAUCAAUGUACUUGUUCCUAUACUGUCAGUUUGUACCCACAUUAUGACAUUGACACCCUAAGGAAAAAUUUAAAAAAGUAGCAUAAUCUUGUUACCUUCUAUGUAACAUGCCAUCUUAGAAGAUGAUUGAUCAUAUUAAUUAUUUUUUUUACAGGGGCUAAUUAUGUUCUAUAUGCAAUUAGUGAACAUGAAUUACCAAACAAUAAUUUGGUAUGCAGAUAAAAAAGUGGUAGAAGGGUACAAAGAUUGAACUCACAAAAAAUGGGGAGUUGAAACUCGCUGACAAAGGAGGAUAUGAGCUGCAGAGAACAUAGUCGGCUGUUAAAGGGCCGGGGUUACUCAUGCUGCCAUGCUCGACAAUGGUAACUUUGUUCUUGAGAGUGAAGUGGAGUUGCCAAGCAGAUGAAGAUGAAGCGAAGAAAGCGAAGGAUGAAGUGGAGUUGAAAGAAUUAAACAACACAAAUUGGCUGAGCAGGAGAAGUGUAAAGAGUCAUGUAAAGAGGAUUGCUUCUGCAAAGUAGCCAUUUAUAGAGACAAUGUGUUAGAAGAAGAUUUCCUCUUUCAUAUGGAAGACGGAGAGGAAGCUCUAAUGGAUUGAGAUUGUGAACUGUUUGUGCAAAGGAAGUUCGAGAAGUUGGUGGAAGAUGAUGAGGAUGCAAAUUAUGAAUGAUAUGAAGAGGUUGGAGAGGCUAGUGAUGGUGUCCAUUUGGUGCAUUCAGGAGGAUUCAACUCUAAGGCCAACCAUGAGGAAGGUUACACAAAUGCUGGAGGGUGUAGUUGAAGUUUCUGUGUUCCCACGGGCUUUUGGAAUUUCUUUCUAUUCAUCUUGAAACAUUGCCUUUUUAUCAUUUGUACGAAAAUACAUUCUUUUCACCUAACAUGAGUUCAAAUAAAAUGAGAGAAUAAUAUA
Molecule: messenger RNA, 6776 nt
Organism: Vitis riparia (riverbank grape)
Lineage: Eukaryota; Viridiplantae; Streptophyta; Magnoliopsida; Vitales; Vitaceae
Product: putative disease resistance RPP13-like protein 1
Exons: 4
Coding region: 267-4247 (1326 amino acids)
Biological process (GO): defense response to other organism
Molecular function (GO): ADP binding
Source: RefSeq, a predicted model, not a curated record